Molecule: messenger RNA, 2902 nt
Organism: Hyla sarda
Lineage: Eukaryota; Metazoa; Chordata; Amphibia; Anura; Hylidae
Exons: 9
Coding region: 63-2774 (903 amino acids)
Biological process (GO): DNA integration
Molecular function (GO): nucleic acid binding
Source: RefSeq, a predicted model, not a curated record
CUGCGCAGUAGCCUUAGCAGCAGAUGGCGCUUUACCGGAAGUGACGUAGGACCGUUUUCCCGAUGGGGUCCGAUUAUGUGACGCCGCACUGUAAGAAACGUCACUUCCGUAAAACGCUUGUACAGCUGCGGGAUGCAGGGAUGGAGAAAAGGUACAUGGAGAUUUUCAACUACCUCUCUACGGGAGAAUGCCCGCCUGGGUGUGAUAAGUCACAAAGAUUUAGCUUUAAGCGGGCCUCUGGAAAAUUUACCUUAAAGGGAGAAGAGCUCUUUUAUGGAAAUAGGAAAGUUGUUAAAUCUGAGGAAGAAGCAAAGAAGAUCUUCGAAGAAUUCCAUUCAUCACCGAUUGGAGGUCACGCAGGGAUCAGUAGGACUCGGGCUGCAAUCUCCGCCAGAUUCUACUGGAAGGGAAUGAGCCUCGAUAUCGAUAGCUGGGUCCAGGAAUGUGGGAAAUGCCAGUUUGUAAAGCCUAAGUCAUCUGCCCAGCCGUCAUCAUCCUCCCAGCCUUUGUUGGCUCCCAAGCCUGCGUCUUCUCCCCAACCUUCGUCAUCUCCCCAACCUUCGUCAUCUCCCCAACCUUCGUCAUCUCCCCAGCCUUCGUCAUCUCCCCAGCCUUCGUCAUCUCCCCAACCUUCGUCUUCUCCCCAGCCUUCGUCUUCUCCCCAGCCUUCGUCUUCUCCCCAGCCUUCGUCUUCUCCCCAGCCUUCGUCGGUUACCCAGCUUUCAUCUUCUACUCAGCCUUUUUUGCUAUUCCAGCAUUUAUCAGCUUCCCCACCUCUAUCAUCUCCCCAGUCUUUGUCGGCUUCUCAACCUUUGUUGGUACUCCAGGCUUUGCCGGCUCCCCAGCCUAUGUCAUCUCCCCAACCUAUGUUGGUUCUACAGGCUUUGCCGGCUCCCCAGUCUCUGUCAUCUCCCCAGCCUAUGCUGGUUCUCCAGCCUCAGUCGACACCCCAGCCUCUGCCAUCUCCCCAGCCUCUGCCUUCUCCCCAGCCUCUGCCUUCUCCCCAGCCUCUGUCUUCUCCCCAGCCCGCGCCAUCUCCCCAGCCCGCGCCAUCUCCCCAGCCUCUGCCUUCUCCCCAGCCUCUGCCUUCUCCCCAGCCUCUGCCUUCUCCCCAGCCUCUGUCUUCUCCCCAGCCCGCGCCAUCUCCCCAGCCUCUGCCUUCUCCCCAGCCUCUGCCUUCUCCCCAGCCUCUGCCUUCUCCCCAGCCUCUGCCUUCUCUCCAGCCUCUGCCUUCUCUCCAGCCUCUGCCUUCUCUCCAGCCUCUGCCUUCUCUCCAGCCUCUGCCUUCUCUCCAGCCUCUGCCUUCUCUCCAGCCUUCGCCAGCUCCCCAGCCUUCGCCAGCUCCCCAGCCUUCGCCAGCUCCCCAGCCUUCGCCAGCUCCCCAGCCUUCACCAGCUUCUCAGCCAGUUCAGUGUGUAAAGGUGUCUGCUGUCUGGGAGUUUGUUGGAGUUGACAUAACAGGCCCAUGGCCAAAGACGGAGGAGGGUUUUCAGUUCAUCUUGACGGCCACGGACUAUUUCUCAAAGUGGGUGGAGGCUUUUCCUCUCAAAACCAAAUCCGUUGCCGAGGUGGGACGACAUGUUUGCUCGAUGAUCUACCGACACGGUUGUCCCAGGCGAAUACUUUGCGACCAGGGAAAGCUAUUUGUCGAACAGCUCAAUGGCUGGAUGUGCAACGCUCUGGGGAUUGAAAGAAACUUGAUAACUGCAUAUGAUUCACAGAUCAACGGCCUGGAUGAGAGGACCAACGACAACAUCAAGCGAGUUAUCCGUAAAUUAGUGAAUGAGAAAGAGAACAACUGGGACGCUGAUCUGGAAGCGACUUUAUUUUCUAUGAGAUCAAAGAUCCAAACCAGGACAAAAUAUUCUCCGUUUCUAUUGAUGUACGGGAGGGAGGCACUUUUCCCCUCCGAAGUUCCUGAUGAACUGCCGCUGCUUUCAACUAUCGUUCUCCCAGACGAGCACACAUAUUCUAAGUUUUUGGACGAAAGGGAAAUUUCGAUGGAAAAGAUAAAAGAAACAACAACGAUAAACAUCAUUAAGGGUCAGAUAAAGCACAAGAUGGACAGUGAGAAGAGAAUGCUGCUGAAGAGACAGAAGAUGUCAUCCAGCGCCGGCGAUGAGUAUACAACAUUUCCGCUCUCCUCCCAUGACAUUCCGGGGUCCCCUCAUUCUGUACACAUCCUUAUGGAAGGUUACUGCAAGGACAUGAGCAAUGACCGUUUCCAGGCUGACGGCUCGGUCACUCUCAUCCGUGGUCCUCUGACUGUACUGGUAGACACCGCCGGCCCCUGGUCCCAGGAUUUCCUCAUUUGUUCCCUGCAGAUCCAUGGAGUCUCCCCUGAGGACGUGACACAUGUGAUCUGCACACAUGGACAUUCUGAUCACGUGGGCAACUUGAAUCUGUUCACCAAGGCCGAGAUCCUGGUGUCUUAUGACCUGUGGAGAGACGGGUCCUACAUUUCCCAUGACUUUCGGAGUGGGGAACCCUACUUAUUACCUGGAGGAGAAGGGUUGAAGGUUGUGCCAACCCCAGGGCACACAGGAAGUGAUGUCACCAUCCUGGUCCCAGGGACCUCACUUGGCAUUGUGGCAAUUACUGGAGACUUGUUCGAAAGAGAAGGCGAUGAGGACACGUGGCGGAAUCUUAGUGAAAAUCCGGAAAUUCAGGAGAAAAGCCGGAGGAACAUUCUGGGGUUUGCAGAUGUCAUAGUACCAGGACAUGGUCCUCCAUUCAGAGUCAUCCGUAAUGGACAGGAACCCGAGGCAACAUGAACAUCGGCAGUCUAUAUUGGACCAUGAUGUCUUUUGGUCCAUACACAGUGAUAUUCCUUUAAAGGGGUUAUCCAAGAUUAAAGGGGUAUUCUGGCUUUAUGCAUCUUAUCCCCUAUCCAAAGGAUGUA